Molecule: messenger RNA, 907 nt
Organism: Thlaspi arvense
Lineage: Eukaryota; Viridiplantae; Streptophyta; Magnoliopsida; Brassicales; Brassicaceae
Source: the annotation of a GenBank genome assembly
UAUUAUCUCUAUAUAUAGAAAUAGAAGUAAAGGGUUGAUAAGGUAAGAAGCAAACCUUUUUCUGAGACUUGAGAAAGAAUAUUUAUGUCUUUAAGUCCGAGAGAUCCUCUUGUGGUGGGAAGAGUUGUUGGAGAUGUUGUUGAUCCAUUCACGAGAUUGGUCUCUCUUAGGGUUGCUUAUGGCCAUAGAGAGGUUACUAAUGGCUUGGAUCUAAGACCUUCCCAAGUUCUGAACAAACCAACGGUCGAGAUUGGAGGAGAAGAUUUCAGAAACUUCUACACCCUGGUUAUGGUGGAUCCAGAUGUGCCAAAUCCAAGCAACCCUUACCUCCGAGAAUAUCUCCAUUGGUUGGUGACUGAUAUACCUGCCACAACUGGAGCGAACUUUGGCAAUGAGAUGAUGUGCUAUGAGAAUCCACGUCCUCCUUCAGGGAUUCACCGGCUCGUGCUAGUACUGUUCCGACAACUAGGAAGACAAACGGUUUAUGCACCAGGGUGGCGCCAACAGUUCAACACUCGUGAGUUCGCUGAGAUGUACAAUCUUGGUCUCCCUGUGGCUGUCUCUUUCUUCAAUUGUCAGAGGGAGAAUGGGUGUGGAGGCAGAAGAACGUAGAGAUGCCCUACUUUUUUUUUUUUAAACUCAUCCUUUUCGUAUAUCGCAUAACCUAAUGACUCGUGUUUAAGCAUCCACGUCAUUGUAAUAAAUCACUUCUAAAGAUAUAUACUAGCGAAAAAAGGAAGUGAUGAAAUAAGUACUGAUGCACGCUGACAUCUUUUGCACUUUAAAGUUGUAAUAAUUGAGAGGGAGGAAAGAUAUGUAUGUUAUAAAGUAGUUUGAACUUUAUACUAUGUAGUAAUAAUAAUUGCGACACACAACAAAUAUAAAAAUUGAAGAUUUUAGUGGUGAC